Messenger RNA from Sesamum indicum (sesame), 1743 nucleotides. RefSeq names its product 4-hydroxy-tetrahydrodipicolinate reductase 2, chloroplastic. Lineage: Eukaryota; Viridiplantae; Streptophyta; Magnoliopsida; Lamiales; Pedaliaceae. Gene Ontology annotation, molecular function: NADPH binding; 4-hydroxy-tetrahydrodipicolinate reductase activity. The record is from RefSeq and is a predicted model, not a curated record. Gene Ontology annotation, cellular component: chloroplast stroma.
AAUCUUUUUCCAAAGUUAGGGACACAAAGAUUAAAAUUAUCAUUUCAAAUUCCACCCAAACCCUAACCGCCGCCAAAUUUCUCUUCCUACCUUACGCCGCCCGCUUUCUCGUCGGCGCCGCCGUGCUAGCUCCAUUAGAAACAUACUGGUUUUUCUCUGGAAUUUUGUUGCGUAUUUCAGAGAAGUUCUGGACCCGCGUUUGUUUCUGAAUGGCGUUCGUUGUUAAAAGCCCAUUAAGUACCAGCCACGCGAGUUGGCGCCAACAGAAUAAUCUGCUAAAUCCAAUUUCCGACCUGAAAAUCGCAAAACGAGUGGCGGAUAGAUUUAGAUAUAGAGUUCCAAGUGUUCGAAAAUUCGUGGCCUCAAUGGCAAGCACCCAAGUACAAUCUUCCCCGCCCACAGUUCCAUCGAAGAGUGUUGGGAUCCCUAUCAUGGUGAAUGGCUGUACUGGAAAAAUGGGGAGGGCUGUGCUCGAAGCCGCCAUGGCUGCUGGGCUUAAUCCUGUUCCUGUAGCAUUGGGCGGCCCAGAGGAUGCAGGGAAAAUUUUGGAUUUUGGUGGGAAGCAGGUUGAAGUGCACGGUCCAUCUGAUAGAGAAUCUGUUCUAUCUUCUGCGUUGAAUGAUCAUCCUAACCUGAUUGUGGUGGACUACACGGUGCCGGCUGCUGUGAAUGACAAUGCUACAUUGUAUUGCAAAGUUGGGGUACCCUUUGUAAUGGGAACCACUGGAGGAGAUAGGGAACUUCUGUAUAAGACCGUGGCUGACUCAAAGGUUUAUGCUGUGAUAUCCCCCCAAAUGGGUAAACAGGUGGUAGCAUUUCUUGCAGCCAUGGAAAUUAUGGCAGAACAAUUUCCCGGUGCAUUUUCUGGAUAUAACCUACAAGUGAUGGAGUCACAUCAAGCCAGCAAGUUAGAUAUAUCUGGAACUGCUAAGGCGGUCAUUUCUUGUUUCCAGAAGCUUGGUGCCUCAUUUGAACUGGAGCAGGUUCAGCAAAUACGGGACCCUAAGUUGCAAGUUGAGAUGGUAGGUGUCCCAGAAGAGCAUUUGUCUGGUCAUGCAUUCCACAUGUAUCACCUAACGUCACCUGAUGGAACUGUCUCCUUUGAGUUUCAGCACAAUGUUUGUGGUAGAUCAAUCUAUGCAGAGGGAACUGUUGAUGCCGUACUUUUCCUCGCUAAGAAGGUUAGUUCAAAUGCAGACAAGCGGAUAUAUGAUAUGAUUGAUGUUCUCCGGGAGGGUAAUAUGAGAUGAAGAAUCAGUUUUUGUGUUGUUUCUUGUAGCACUCCUUACCCUCCAAAUUUUAUUCCCAGUACUAGGAAUCAUGUUUUGGCUAGGACCUCGUUGUUACUUAACAUGGCCAACUAAAUUAGUACCUUAGUAUGGCAUGGGAUUAAGGACUGAAAACUUUAAAAUCAUGUGUACUUUUAAGCAACGAGUUACGAGCGGAUGCUCAUGGCCAUGGCCCUGGUCAUUUUGGACUCCCACUUUCCGCCAAAGUUGUGAUAUAUUUUGUUAUCACACACUUUGCCAUGCUCUCACCUCUCUGGCAUUAUAUGGGAUCAGGGUAUCAGGAUUCUACUUCAAGAACUUCCAUCAGAGCCAAAAGGGCAUUGUGCCUUCUUUUUAUGUACUUACUAAUCGUUUGAUUAUAGUUCCCACAAUGAGAUUCAAUACUGUCUUAUAAUAAACUUGCUGAUCUGAUCCUUCAGUGUGAUCACAGAAAAACAAGCGUAAUGUUUGGAUU